Messenger RNA from Symbiodinium pilosum, 996 nucleotides. The record is from the annotation of a GenBank genome assembly. Lineage: Eukaryota; Dinophyceae; Suessiales; Symbiodiniaceae.
AUGAGGAGGGGCCGCUGGGACAUGGUGGUUUGUCACGCGACGCCAGAUGUGUGGCAUAGAGAUGGUGCAUUUGGUUGGGGCAAGGUCGAGCCAUGCCCUCCUGCUGGGACAGCUUUGAGCAUUGGACGAGCCAUGUACGAGUCCGACCGCUUGCCAGAGUCUUGGGUUUCACGGAUCAAUGCCAUGGACGAGGUGUGGGUGCCGUCGAGAUUUGCUGUGACGCAGUUCAUCAACAGCGGCAUCCACCCGGGCAAGAUUGUUGUGGUGCCAGAGGCCGUAGACACUGAGCUUUUCGAUCCAUCUGUGCACGAGCCUUUGGAGGUCGACCUGGGAAGCAGCUCUCUCUUUCGCUUCCUCUCAGUGUUCAAGUGGGAGAAGCGCAAAGGUUGGGAUAUUCUGCUGCGAGCAUACUUCCAGGAGUUCACAGCCGCCGAUGACGUUGUCCUGAUAAUCAAGACGCAGUCCUUCCACAGCGGCGAUAACUUCGAAAGCAAGGUCAAGCAGGAGAUUCAAAAAGCACAGGAGCUUUCUCAAGGAAAGCCUCCAAGGUUAAAGUUACUUGCAAAGGAUCUGAAGCUCAAGGAGUUGCCAGGUUUGUAUCGCAGCGCGGAUGCCUUUGUCCUGCCCAGCAGGGGCGAAGGUUGGGGAAGGCCACACGUGGAGGCGAUGUCCAUGGGCCUACCUGUGAUCGCCACCAACUGGAGUGGCUCCACGGAAUUUCUCGCAGAUGGCGUGUCCUUGCCGCUGCGGAUUGAGGGCCUGGAGCCAGUGGAGGAGGGUGUGAAGGGCCACCAAUGGGCAGUGCCAUCGGAAACCCACCUUAGAGAGCUGAUGCGAUGGCUCCUGGAUCACCGGGCCCAGGCCGUUGCGCUGGGGGAGGCGGCGCGCAGGCACAUGCUGGACAACUUCAGCCCAGAUGCAGUGAUCGAGAAGCACGUGGUGCCAUUGCUGCGGCGCAAGACAGGAGGAACUCGUGCUUCUUCCUCUGAGCUCUGA